This is a messenger RNA of Bombina bombina (fire-bellied toad), 1841 nucleotides long. Its product is annotated as pancreatic alpha-amylase. The coding region runs from base 128 to 1666 and encodes 512 amino acids. Gene Ontology annotation, biological process: carbohydrate metabolic process. NCBI's taxonomy places the organism in Eukaryota, Metazoa, Chordata, Amphibia, Anura, Bombinatoridae. The record is from RefSeq and is a predicted model, not a curated record. Gene Ontology annotation, molecular function: alpha-amylase activity; cation binding. The transcript is spliced from 11 exons.
CGUCUGCAGAGAAUUGCAUCAGUUCCAGUAAAUACUGAGUCAGAUAACAGCACAGACACUCUACUGGCACUCAUCAGCGGGUUUAUAAGGACUGGCCCAGGAGCAAGUGGCUGCCUUUGUGGUCAAGAUGAGACUCCUCCUGCUGCUGGUGGCUUUGGGGCUCUGCUCAGCCCAGUUCAAUCCUAACACAAGAUCCGGUCGCACCUCUAUUGUCCACUUGUUUGAAUGGAAAUGGGACGAUAUUGCUGCAGAAUGUGAGAGAUAUUUGGCUCCUAAUGGAUUUGGAGGUGUCCAGAUUUCUCCACCAAAUGAGAACAUUGUUGUCACCAACCCCUACAGACCAUGGUAUGAGAGAUACCAGCCAGUGAGCUACAAGCUUUGCACCCGCUCUGGGAAUGAGCAGCAGUUCAGGAACAUGGUCACUCGCUGUAACAAUGUUGGGGUGUAUAUUUAUGUGGAUGCCAUAAUUAACCACAUGUGCGGAGCGGGAGGAGGGUCCGGCACACAUUCCACCUGUGGAAGUUAUUUCAAUGCAGGGUCCAGAGAUUUCCCUGCUGUCCCCUAUACUGGCUGGGAUUUCAAUGAUGGAAAGUGCAAGACAGGAAGUGGUGAAAUAGAAAACUACGGGGAUGCAUAUCAGGUCAGAGACUGUAAACUUGUGGGUCUCCUGGACUUGGCGCUGGAGAAGGAUUAUGUCCGUGGGAAGAUUGCUGAUUUUAUGAACAACCUGAUCAGUAUUGGAGUGGCCGGGUUCAGACUGGAUGCUUCUAAGCACAUGUGGCCCGGAGACCUCCAGGCAAUCACAAGCAAACUCAAUAACCUGAACACACAGUGGUUCCCUAGUGGUAGCCGACCCUUCAUCUUCCAGGAGGUCAUUGAUCUUGGAGGUGAAGCAAUUUCAGCUAGUCAAUAUUUCUCCAUUGGACGUGUGACUGAAUUUAAAUAUGGUGCCAAGCUUGGUACAGUCAUCCGCAAGUGGAAUGGGGAGAAGUUGUCUUAUCUCAAGAACUGGGGAGAAGGCUGGGGCUUCAUGCCAAAUGACAGAGCCUUGGUGUUUGUAGACAAUCACGAUAACCAGAGAGGUCACGGCGCAGGAGGUUCCGCAAUCCUCACCUUCUGGGAUGCUCGUUUGUACAAGAUGGGAAUUGGCUUCAUGUUGGCGCAUCCCUACGGCUUCACACGUGUCAUGUCCAGUUUUAGAUGGCCUAGAAACUUUGUGAAUGGAAAAGAUGUGAAUGACUGGAUUGGUCCUCCCACUAAUUCUGAUGGGUCUAUAAAGACCGUUCCUAUUAACCCUGACACAACCUGUGGAGACAAUUGGGUGUGCGAGCAUAGGUGGCGUCAAAUCAAGAACAUGGUCAUCUUCCGUAAUGUUGUAGAUGGUCAACCCUUCUCUAACUGGUGGGACAAUGGAGGCAAUCAAGUUGCCUUUGGUCGCGGAAACAGAGGUUUCAUUGUCUUUAACAAUGAGGACUGGUACAUGGAUGUCAAUUUGUAUACUGGACUCCCAGCUGGUACCUACUGUGAUGUCAUCUCAGGGCAAAAAGAGGGUUCUCGUUGCACUGGCAGACAGAUCAGCGUAGCAAGCAAUGGUUAUGCCCGCUUCCAAAUAAAUAACACAGAUGAGGAUCCAUUUGCUGCAAUUCAUGUAGAUGCCAGAUUAUAAAUACACAAACAGCUGUAGAAACUUCUUGUAUAAAUUGUCUCUUCAUAUACCAUGAAAAGUUGUUUAUAUUACAGAUAAUGUUAUGCCCACUCAUGUGCCAAGAUCAGGAAACAGUCUUUGUCUGACUUGUUUAUAUCAAUAUAUUUUGCUAAUAAACUGAUGAUUGAGUAAGCUA